This is a messenger RNA of Jaculus jaculus (lesser Egyptian jerboa), 4244 nucleotides long. RefSeq names its product regulation of nuclear pre-mRNA domain containing 1A (gene Rprd1a). The record is from RefSeq and is a predicted model, not a curated record. Gene Ontology annotation, biological process: mRNA 3'-end processing. The coding region runs from base 105 to 1043 and encodes 312 amino acids. The transcript has 7 exons. Lineage: Eukaryota; Metazoa; Chordata; Mammalia; Rodentia; Dipodidae. Gene Ontology annotation, cellular component: RNA polymerase II, holoenzyme. Gene Ontology annotation, molecular function: RNA polymerase II C-terminal domain binding.
UUGUGGAGAGGUGGGGUGAGGGGGCGAGGCCGCGGCGAGGGCUGUAGAACUCUCCUCCCCUCGGCCUCCACGGCGUGGGACGGCGUGGACGUGGUUCCGGAGGGAUGUCCGCCUUCUCGGAGGCGGCGCUGGAGAAGAAGCUGUCGGAGUUGAGUAACUCGCAGCAGAGCGUGCAGACCUUGUCGCUGUGGCUCAUCCACCAUCGCAAGCACUCGCGGCCCAUCGUCACGGUGUGGGAGCGGGAGCUGCGGAAAGCCAAACCCAACAGGAAGCUUACUUUCCUCUACCUGGCCAAUGACGUCAUUCAAAACAGCAAAAGAAAGGGGCCAGAGUUUACAAAAGAUUUUGCACCAGUUAUAGUAGAGGCUUUUAAGCAUGUUUCAAGUGAAACCGAUGAAAGCUGUAAGAAGCACCUUGGAAGAGUGCUGUCUAUUUGGGAAGAAAGAUCUGUUUAUGAAAAUGACGUUUUAGAACAACUCAGGCAAGCUCUAUAUGGUGAUAAGAAGGCAAGGAAGCGAACUUAUGAACAGAUAAAAGUGGAUGAGAAUGAAAAUUGUUCUUCUCUGGGAUCCCCAAGUGAGCCACCUCAGACUCUAGACCUUGUCAGAGCAUUACAGGAUCUAGAAAAUGCAGCCUCGGGUGAUGCAGCAGUUCAUCAGAGGAUAGCUUCUUUGCCUGUUGAAGUCCAAGAAGUCUCCCUGCUUGAUAAAAUAACAGAUAAAGAAUCUGGAGAAAGGCUUUCUAAAAUGGUAGAGGAUGCUUGUAUGUUGCUGGCAGAUUAUAAUGGCAGAUUGGCGGCAGAGAUAGAUGAUAGAAAGCAACUCACUCGAAUGUUAGCAGAUUUUCUUCGUUGUCAAAAGGAAGCCCUUGCAGAGAAAGAACAUAAAUUGGAAGAAUACAAGCGCAAGCUAGCCAGAGUUUCCAUGGUGCGCAAAGAACUCAGGUCUCGGAUCCAGAGCCUGCCAGAUCUGUCUCGACUGCCUAAUGUCACUGGCAGUCACAUGCACCUGCCCUUUGCUGGGGACAUCUACAGCGAAGAUUGACAGCCACUCUCUUUCCCAAGUCCAGGACUUUGCGAGAGAUGGAGACAGGUUAGGUGGAUAGUCCUGUAGCAUUAUUUUUAUAUAGUGUUGAGAGAAUGGUACUAACACAAGAAAUGACAAGUAAUUUAUAAAAUUGUUUAAAAUUGUUCAUUUACUAUUUUAUUAGUGAGUUAACCUGACAGUUUAAACAAGGUAAUGAUCUCUGUGAAUUAAUGAACUUACAAAUAGUGAUUAUUUUCAACAGAUCUUUUUGUAAAUUUUUUUUUUUUUUGAUUGAGGGCCUUGUGACAAAUUCCAUGUUUCUGUUCCUUCAUAUAUUUCAAUUGUUUUUCUUUACUUUCUUUAGUAUCUAAUCACUGUAUGCUGUCUAAUUCCUAAAUGGGAAGAACUAAUCAGGAACUGGUUGAGACUUUAGUAAAGUUAGGACUUGAUUAUGGACAGGGUUAAGUGUUAGAACAUUCUUUGCCCCUUUUCUCAACCCAAAUACUGGCGCUGUGCCUUCUCAUGGCUUUAAUUUUUAUUCAUUGGAGGUCAGUAAUUUAACACUAACAUGAACACCACAUGGAAGGUCAGAUCAAAGCUUAGAGAACUUUUCCUCAGUAGCACUGUAGUAGUCCUAUUUCUGAUUGCCAGGACAGACUAAAAAGACUGUUCAAAAGGGACUCCAUUGAUAGAACCAUAUGGAAAAAAGCUGUAGAUUUGUUGUUCUGCCAAGAGAGAACACCUUUGAUUCUAGAGCUGACCUCUGUCUUCUGGGUCAUUCAUCUCUUAACAUGACUGAACCUUUAAUAAAAGAGCCACUUUUAUUAUUCAUCAUCAAUAGUACUGUUAGCUUUAAUAGCUCAAGAAGUUAAUAUAUAUUAAUUUUCAAUAAAGCAGCCUGGAACAUUUAGCUAUCUCUUGAAGGUUCUUGAAUAUUUGGGAAUUAGGCAAUCCUAUACUACAGGGUAGAUCUGGUAACCCUUUUAUUUGUAUGUUUACAGAUGUAAAUACAGAACAAAUGUACUUUUAUUUCUAACCCUAUGUGUUAGAGCAGCUGCAUGCUCUCCAGCUUUCCUUUUCAAUCACAUUGUUAAGCUGUGGAUUUGUAUUCAAUGAUGACAGGAUAAGCAUUUUUCUCAUUCAUUACUUUACAUCUCUGACAUUUCUCAUUGUAAUCGCAUCGAAUUAGGUACUUAAUAGAACUCCUUUUAAAUACUAAAUGCCAAUUAUGCCUCACUACUCUAGCUUCACCCUUAACUUUUUUGUUCAGUAUUAGCAAUUGUAGGUGAAAUGAAUUUAAAUGUGGAGAAGGCAAAUAAUUUAUUUUUAAGGGCCAGUAGUUUGGGAAACUGUGCUUUUAACAGCUUGACCUCUUCCCUAAACAGAGAUCCAUGUAAGGAGUCACCCCAUGCACAUCUGUUAUAUUCUGGUGUGUGUUUUAGAGUAUUUGGGGAGUUAGGACACAUUUUCUCCCAGAAAUUCCAGUAGUUAGGCUCCCUGUGUACACUACCACUGAUGCUUACUUACCAGGGAACCUGUGCUUAGUUUAUAAUGUGGUUGGUAAGUUACUGAAUGCAUAUCCAGCAUUUGUAGUAGCAUUUUGAAGCAUGAUGUGUAACAGUUACUCACAUAUUGGGUGUCUGCCUGUGCUGUAUGUCUCUGUCCCUUGGUAUAGGGACUAGAAGAAAAGAUUCAGCCAAGGAGGGCAGUGAUCAAUGCACAAUUACAAAACCUGGUUAGACCUGUUAAGAAAGGGUGCAAGUAAGUUAGUCUUGUUAGUGCGAAAGCAAAGCCAUGUAUGUUAACUUAUUUUCAGUAUCAUGACCUUAUUUAUGAUCUGCUAACAUGGUGGUUUAUCCAUCCAAUACACACAUACACACACACACACACACACACACACACACACACACACUUUCCAUUUGUAACUAAUUUAUAAACCAUGUGCUCCUGGGAAAAUUUGCUGAAAUAUUUUCACCAUUUAAGGCAGACUUCUGACUUGGAUACCCAUUUUAAUGCUGGCAUCUGCUCUGAAUAUUUAUAAGAUAUAUUUAUUUUUGUAAAGAGCUUGAUGAGAUUUGUGAGUGAUGGUACCCAAGAACCUGAGUCCACCUUUGACCAACCCUCCACAGACUUCUGGGUCAGAUAGUCCUGCAUCUCACUAGCUGAACACAAACUAAAUCUGUCUACAAGUCACAUAUCCAGUCUUACAAUAGUUAGUGGUGUAGGCCUUAGCAGUAAAUUGUCUUUUCAAAAGGAAAUACAUUUUCUCAAGAAAUGGGUUUAGGUUGGGGUACUAAAUACCAAAUUCUAAAUCAUGAGCAUUUUCUCCUCUGUGGACCUCAGACAAAUCAUGCAUCUUAAUGCCACUGGCCUGUUCCCUCAAGCGAGAGAACCUUGUCACCUUAUUUGCAGUGAGGGUGCCGUGCUUUGAAUGGACACCAUUACUCUUUUCUCCACAAACAGUGCAGAGAGCUGUCUGGAGUGACAAUUUGAGCAGAUUCCCUGACGCUCCUGCCUUCAAUACAGUAAGUAAAGACACAGGAACUGGGCAUCUUGAGAAAAUCGGCUGUCAUCUGAGGAAAACCAUUCCAUGUAUAGCUGUUGGGGAAACUCUUUCACAUGUAUUCUGAACCAGGGUUUUCUUACAAGCACUCCUUGAGAAUCAACAAAAGCUGGGGUGAUCCCCAUGAUUUUGAUUUGCAAGCAACAGAAUGCUCACUGUCAGUUGUCACUGUCCAUGAGCAACACAUCUUUACAGUAUAGUUAGUGAAUGAACUGGUUCUUAGAACUCCUACAGAAAAACUCAACAGUAAACUAAUUGGGAAAGAUAGAAGGUCCUUCCUGAAUUUCCCACUCUAAAAAUUAAAAUCAUAUGAAAUCACUUACAGCUACUAAAUUCUAAAUUGUUUCUUUUUUCUUUCUUUCUUUUUUUUUGCUAUUAAGAAAUAGCUUAAAGAUGCAGUCUUGUUUCACAGUUGCUGCAGUGUAUCAAUCUUGUAUGAGUGUAAGCUCAGUUCUCUAUGGAGAAAAGGAAUGUUUAGGGAAUGUUGUGUUAAUAGAUUUAUUUAUACUGACCAUUUGUUGCCAACUGUGAUUACAGCCAUCCAGUCUGUGCAAGGUGGCAGUAGCACUAAGAUGAACUUGCCCUGUUUGUUUACUGUUGGCUAUAUCUGAUGACAGUAAAAGAUCUUCUUAAUAAAGUUUUAUGUUCUUUUUGAA